Molecule: messenger RNA, 3494 nt
Organism: Lytechinus pictus (painted urchin)
Lineage: Eukaryota; Metazoa; Echinodermata; Echinoidea; Temnopleuroida; Toxopneustidae
Product: equilibrative nucleobase transporter 1-like
Exons: 11
Coding region: 518-2191 (557 amino acids)
Biological process (GO): transmembrane transport
Molecular function (GO): transmembrane transporter activity
Source: RefSeq, a predicted model, not a curated record
GGCCCCUGAAAUGCUUUGUAGGAUCUGAUGCUGGGUACGAUUUCGACCUAAAUCUCUUCUGCUCGUUCUCCUGAGCCUCAGAUUGAUAUCGAAAUCGGAUAUACGUCGUCGGUUGAAACUGUAGAGGUUAUUUCAGUAAAUGUUGGAAUUGAUACCAAAUGCAUGAAAGGGAAUGCGUUGCUGUCGACGAUUCGCCAUCCAAGAGUUAAUUUCGAAGGUUUCGACAGCCUUGGAGUUGGUUAUAAGGAGGGAACAAUUUCUAGACUGGAGCAGUACCUGGAAAGAAGAUGUAAAGACUUGGUGCCUUGCUCCUGGAUUCCGGACAUCUCCGAAGAAAGCCAAGUUCUUGAUUGUUACUUACUUUCAUUAACAUUAAUUGGAGGAAAGACUCGUUAAAUAAACCAAUAGCCUGACAUUGGUGGAAACUGGCUUAGUUCGGAAUCUCCGAACAAACAGCCAAGAGUACAGCUACCAUCCGAAUGGUUUAUUCCAGGACAGAUCGCAUCCUGGAGACAAGAUGGCCAUCGAGAGGCAGAUAACCCUGUUGAUAGGUUGCUUGGAGACACUAUUUUACGGAGGUACCAUAUUCGGAUGGCCAUCACUUGUAUUUAUACUGAAGGAUAUCGGCUACUACGGAGGAGACUGUCUCCAGAGCACUGAUGACGUCAACGCUUCUGCUACAUCUUCCGCCCCGCCUUGUUCUUCAUGUGGGGAUCAGAGAUCGAUUGAUGCUGAUGUACCCUCUUCCACAAACAUUUCCUCGGUCUUAUCUUGUCAUUCCCAAGACGCCAGUCUUCAGUUGGUUUAUUCUGUCGCCAUUUCCAUUCAACUCUUCUCCUUCUUUCCGAUGGGUGUCCUCUUCGAUGUAUUUGGGACCAGGGUUACUCGAGUCUUAUUUAGUGUACUACUUCUCGCGGGUAACCUGUUCAUCGGAUUCAGUUCCCCGGAACUACCGGGUCUUCUGUAUCCAGGAGCUAUCUUCAUGGUGACCGGUGGCACAGCAGUUAUCAUCUGUAACAUGGAGAUUGGAAAAUUGUUUCCCUCUCACAAGUCGAUAGUCAUCACUGCUCUACAGGGUUUAUACGGAUCCGCACAAGUCGUCUUCCUUAUAAUAAAGGUAGCAUACGAAGCUGGGUUCUCCAUGCCGACAAUUCUCUUCAUCUCAGCCGGUUGCACUCUUCUCCUAAACAUCAACACAUUCAUCCUCCUGCCUGCCAAUCACAUUCCUUGGCCACUCCCACCGGACUACAGGCUUAUCAGAUGCUGUGGGAAGCGGCCCGAGGCCCCGCCCACUUCUACUCCUGCUUUCUAUAACAAGGCGUAUGUGGUUGACGGUGAGAAAGCUGAAGAGUGGCCUAUAUCUAAAAUUAAAGGAAAUGUACAUGAGAAUAAAGUCGUUGAGAUUAAACCGACGUCAGAGAACAGAAGUGGCAGUUCACUUAGAAGGGCGCCCUCACCCCCGUCGCCAACCCAAUAUCUUCCACAGUACACGUCAUUCAGAUCCUGCAUAUUCUCUCUUCCGUUUUGGGCCAUACUCAUGUGGCAGGCUAUUCUGGAACUGGAUGUCAUUUUCACCCUUGGAGUGUUGAAUUAUUUCUUGACCAGACUAGCAAAUGGAGACACAGAUAUCGUGAGUUCAUAUACAAAUGUUUUCAUCAUUACGCAGCUGACUGCUGUUGUGCUAGGUCCAGUUGGUGGUCUUGUCGUUGAAAGGAAUAAGACAGGUCCAUGUAAAAAUGGACUCAAAACAAGGAACUAUUACGAUGAUAUCCUGGAUUGCUGCCUUCCACUCGCAUUACCGAGCCUCCUAUCUGCGGCCUACUCGGGAAUAUUCCUUAUCCCUAAUAUAGAAGUGCAGUACCUGGCCUUUAUGCUCAUCACCUUCUUUCGUGUGUUCUUCUUCGGUACCGGACCAGUCAUUGUUUCUGCCAUAUUUCCGCAGAAGUAUUUCGGUCGUAUAUACGGUGUCAUCCGGACUAUAACGGGUUUAGUAACCCUGCUUCAGUAUCCCAUCUUUAUUCUCAUACAAGAGUAUCUAGAUGAUGAUCCCUUCUACGUCAUGAUUGGUUUUGCCGCGGCUGAUCUUCUGACGUUAUUCUUGCCAUUGUUCCUCUACUUAUCAGCCAAGAGAAAUCUGAGAAGGUUUAUUAACAACCAUGACAACAGCAACCGUAGCAACAACAGAAAAUAACAACCACUUAUGGCAAUAGAAUCAGUAAAUACAUAGGGAUAGAAAAAAGAAUGACUGAUCGAAAUAAUGAAUGGAUAUUAUAAUAAGAGCAAAACCAUAUCAAUAUUUAGUUAGUUAAAAGAGCUCUUACUUGUUAGCCUCAAUAAGCAACAAAGGGUAGUUUUACAUAUGUAGAUUAUAAUUAUUUUUACAAGAGCAUACUAAAUUGCUUUAUUACAGUUAACCAUACGCAUGAGGAUUUGCUGAUAUUGUACACUAAAUGCUGCCAGUUUAAAAUACAUGUGCUGAAUAUUGCCGUUUUAAAACAAAACAAGGAAAGCUGAGACCCUUAUAAUUUAGUAGGCUGUACAAUAUUUGUCAACGAUUUUAUUGUAAUUCAUACAAUUCCAAUAAAUUUACCAUGCUGGACAGAACACAGUGUCACAUAGUGUGAUCACAGUGUGUUCACAUAUUAUCCACACUGUUAAAAUACUCAAAUUCAUUAGUGUGAAGACAUUUUCACACUGUGAACACCUCGACAGUGUGUAACUGAUCACAGCGUGUUCACAUGGUCGACUAUGUGAAAAUAUUAUUCACUCUGUUAAAAUUCUCAAAUUCAACAGUGAGAAGAUAUUUUCACACUGUGGACACCUGGACAGUGUGACCGUUCACAGCGUGUUCACAUUGUCGACUAUAUGUGAAUAUGUUAUUCUCAUUGUUAAAAUGCACACUGUGGACACCUGGACAGUGUGACUGUUCACAGCGUGUUCACAUGGUCGACUAGGUGAAAAUAUUAUUCACUCUGUUAAAAUGCUCAAAUUCACCAGUGUGAAUAUAUUUUCACACUGUGGACACCUCGAUAGUGUAAAUGUUCACAGUGUGUUCACAUGGUCGACUAGGUGAAAAUAUUAUUCACUCUGUUAAAAUGCUCAAAUUCACCAGUGUGAAUAUAUUUUCACACUGUGGACACCUCGAUAGUGUAAAUGUUCACAGUGUGUUCACAUGGUCGACUAUGUGAAAAUAUUAUUCACUCUGUUAAAAUGCUCAAAUUCACCAGUGUGAAUAUAUUUUCACACUGUGGACACCUCGAUAGUGUAAAUGUUCACAGUGUGUUCACAUGGUCGACUAUGUGAAAAUAUUAUUCAUUCUCUUAAAGUGCUUAAAUUCAACAGUGUGAAUAUAUUUUCACAUUGUGGACACCUGGACAGUGUGACUGUUCACAGUGUGUUCACAUGGUCAACUAUGUGAAAAUAUUAUUCACACUGUUAAAAUGCUAAAAUUCACCAGUGUGAAGGGGAUUUACCGUUGUGUUCUACACUGUGAA